AUGUUUGAAGACGAGGCUGCGAACUUACACCUGAGGAAUGAGAAGCUACACGCCAAUAUAAAGAAGCUUAUUAAGGAGCGUAACGUUGAUGAUUUAGCGUUUUUGAAUUCAUUAAAUGAAAACAACAAACCUGAAUCAACUAUACCACCAAGUUUCACGCGGCACAAGACCGAAUUCCAAUCAAAUCUAGAGUCAAUAAAUAAGAUGGGGCCACCUAGUAAACGGGAACUAGAGCGAAGAAAAGAGAAUACUGAGGAAAGUAAACGUAACGAUAUAGGCACGCUGUUUCCAAAAGAGAUCAGCCCGAAGAAAACGCUGGUGGUGCAAGAGGAGAAUAAAAAACUAAAGAUGGAGAUUGCAAAGUUGAACAAGAAUAUCAACUCAUUAAAAAGGUCUGUUGAAGCAAAGGACCAAGAGAGGAAGGAAUUGAUCGAAGAUUACAAGGAUAAAGAAAGACGGAUUUUCAAGGAUCAAGAUUCCAACCAAGCUAGAUUAAGACGGGAGUACGACCAUAAGAUUCAGAAUUUGCAAGCCAAAAUUGACGAAAAGAACGAAAAUGAAGUCAAAUUAUCUCAAAAAUAUGAUCGUUUAAGAGAGGAAAGUUUAAUUAAGGACUCAAUCAUUCAAAAGUUGAAUGAUGAAAUCGUAAAAAAAGAUAAGGAUUAUAAGAAGAUGAUAGAAGAGAUUACUUUGGAGAGCCAACGAUGCAACGCGAAUAUACAACCCAAAAAGAGCGAGGAAGAGGAUGAGGAGAUUUAUCAUGCUCAAGAUGUUGGCAUCAGUAAUGAUCAGGAUCACUUAAAUAUAAAAUCAAGGUUAGAAGCUCUCGAUAGGCGAUUCGAAUCUAGAUUCAAGCAAGAAUUAGCCAAGAACGAAAAUGAGAUAAUCAAUGAUGAUGUUGCAUAUUUUAGUCAGACAAAAUCCACAAAAUUUGCUCAAACGCGUCCAACGUCGAUACCUGAUAGUGCUUAA
Lodderomyces orthopsilosis Co 90-125 is the source of this 972-nucleotide messenger RNA. RefSeq lists its product as uncharacterized. NCBI's taxonomy places the organism in Eukaryota, Fungi, Ascomycota, Pichiomycetes, Serinales, Debaryomycetaceae. The transcript has a single exon. Bases 1 to 972 code for a protein of 323 amino acids. The record is from RefSeq and is a predicted model, not a curated record.